CAGGCAGAGAACUUGAACUUGGAGUCAGACACAGAUCUGUGCAGACCAGAUCAGCACAGGGCAACGUACACACGCCUUAGUCACAACAAAUCAGAAAGACACAUCAAAGAGACCAAAUCUAAUUGUAAGCAAAUUGCUCCAUGCACCCAAUCCUCAAAAUAAGGGAGCCUUGCUCUUUAAAAAACAUCUCCAGAGGGUCAAGAAGUAUACACUUGUGAGUUACAGGACCGGUGAUAACAAGUUAGACAGUGAAGACCAAAUAGAAGAGGAAACUGAAUAAGUAAAAUCAGCUGGUUAUACCUUUGCAGAAACAAGUGAUUCUGACUUGGAGGAGGAGUAUUCUGUUUAUCAUCAGCAGCAUCAUUUGACACUGAACUGGGGACGUGCUUGAGAAAUGGAGGCAUUAUCAGAGUCGAAAGGAAAAGGAGUUCUGAUGUUUGCCCAGCGUCGCAAACGAAUAGAUGAAAUUGCAUCAGAGCACGAAGAACUGAGGAGUAAAGGAUUACCUGUGGAGGAAUUAACAGAAGCUGAAUGUAGAGAAGCACACACUACUUAUGAUAAAGAAAAGUGUGUGUGUAAUGAGGCCAGCUAUGCAGCUGCAAGUCUCAAGCAACCUAUAGAAUAUCAAAAAAAUAAGAUGAACCACCUAUCCAAUGUGCCAAGACCACUGGUGCCAAAUAGAACUGCAAAGCCCUUCCUCAGAUUUCAAAAUGGCACAACUGCUCCUGUCACACCUAGUGCUGUUUCUCCGGUGACAAAGAAGAAUGAGCCGAGAUUCAAAGUACCUGCGCCUAUUAACACUAGCCGUCAAGUUUGGUCCCCAACUGGAGACAUCAUAGCCUCAAGAGAUGAGAGAAUAUGUGUGCCAGCGAUCAAGGCUGGCAUCCUACCAGAACCAAAACGGAAAUUCAUUAGUAAAAAGCAAUCAAUGCUGGUGCGAGAAUCAGAUCCACACCUUCAAAGCAAAGGGGAACAGAAGUCUUAUAUCGAGUCAGAGGAAGACUGUUUUAGUCUUGGGGCUGAAGCUAGUAACUUUAUGCAACCCAGAACAAUAAAACUCAAGAAUCCCCCUCCAGUUCCCCCAAAACCUACCAUCAACCCAAACUGCCCACCUUGGAGGAGUCUCUCUAGUGAGCCAUAUAUUCCAGUGAGAUCCCCAAUAUCACAACCUUCUUACAGUUCUGUGGGGCCUCAUAGUCAGCAUUACUUACAGAAGCAAGACAGGGCUCAGUCUCAACAUAUGCCCAGGUGCUCGGCAUCAGAUCAAACUCAGGCAAAAUUUCAACCGCCUACAAAUGCCUGGGCUCCAGUCAAAUCCUCCUCUCGGCUUCAUCUUCAGCCAGCCACAAACAGCUGGAGUCAGCAGCCAUUACAAUCCCCUGUGAGUAUGCAGGCCCAUAGUCUUACUUACAGCCCACAUCACCAACCUUCACCAUUAAGGAGUAAGUUAGGCAGUGCUCCAAACUCAGUUGCCUCUUGUCCGCCACAAGCAAGGAAGUCAUACAUUCUUACAUCAAAAGUGUCACCUGCUCCUCCAAAGGGUCAAGUCUCAGGCAGAGGUAUUAGUUGUACUGGUGAUGGUCCCACUAUGGCAGGAAAAGGUGCAGAGUUGUUUGCCAAAAGACAGUCCCGAAUGGAGAAGUUUGUUGUUGAUUCUGAAACUGUGCAAGCUAACAAAACAAGAUCCCUAUCCCCUACCACAUCGCUGCCCAACUCCUGGAGGUGCUCUUCAAAUGUUCAUGCACCUCCUGUCUCAUACAAACCCCUUCUUGCUCCAUUCUCUUCUUCAUCAGCAGCAAAGCAAGCCCCUUUGUCAAGCCCCAAAAUCAAGCCUAAGACCAAUCAGAAACCUACAGCAGCCCCAAAGCACCUCAGCACCUUAGAGGUAAUGAAACACCAGCCGUAUCAGUUGGAAUCUUCAUUGUUCAAGUAUGAUGCAGUCCCUGAGACCAAAAGUCCUAGCCCCAAACCAACUCCUGUAUCAAAGGUUGAGACUCCGAAAAGCCUUAAACAUAGAUUAGCCUCUUCUCAUUCUCCUUAUAAUACCUCUGAGCCCACUGUUCAAGGCAAGGCUGAAGCCCCUGCUAAGUCUCCUGGACUGGGAUUUGGCAGAAGCCGUUCCCUGAGCCUGCCCAGGCGACUGAAUUCGAUGCCUUCACCCAGACUUCUGUCACCUGUAAGCACACCAGGAACUCAGUCAUUAUUUUUACCUAUGCAGAGGCAAACAUCCUUUCAAGAAAAGGUCUACAAGCCACCAACACCAUGGGAGGCAGCAUCCAGAAGCCCUAUUGGUUCAGUGGAUGAGGCCUUUGUGUCUCAGAGCCUCCCAUCAUCUGUUGCCUCUAAUAUCAAAGCUGCGGGGCUCCUCAAAUCUUUGCCAGAGCCUCCAGAUGAAUUGAAGUGUAGGGUGUCUCUUGAUCCUGCAGCUGUCAGUAAGGGUCAUUAUGAGGCACCAUCCACAAGCAGGACUUUUUCCCCUGAGAAGCCAGCCUUCUAUGGGCCUCCCUUCAAACCUGCCCAGCCUCUGUGGCCUGCGGCUAGGGCCACUAUUGGAUACAUGGGACAAGGCUCCUGUCCAACAGUGUACUCUCCCCUCUGCAGCACAGUCCAGAGAAGUUAAUACUGCAAAAAUGAAGUCAGACAUACAUCAGAUAAAAAAAGAAUAUACAUAUAGCGUAAAUAACAUAUUACUAUAAAUGAUGCAUGAUAGAGAAGAUCAUGGAAAAUAUACUGAUCACAAAAGAUAGAAAAAGGUAAUGUGGCCAAGAGUGAUUGAAUCCCUUGAUUAAAAAGGUGUCUAAAAAUGACUCUUGGGAUUAUUUUCAGACAUAUUAUUGUUUUAAAUAUCUGUUUGAUUGGCACAAAGAACAUCGCUGUCUUAAUGGUUUGAGUGGUCACAUGACUGGGUUGUGUUGCUGAGGAGCUUUAUUUCACUAAAUACUUAUUUUGCAGUUCUGUCUAAAUGAUCAUUCAGACUAAUUUAGAAUGGAAGCGGACAGCUACAGUCUUGAUUUAAGACAAACUGUGUUCAGAUAUGAUUAAGCAUGUUAUGUGAGUUAAAGUGAAGGUGUAGUAGUUGAAAGGAAUUUGGUAAAUUUCUUUUUUCAGAAAUGUUGAGUGGUGUGUGCUCACUGAGGAUACUGUUAUUUUGACAUUGCUGUAUUUGGUGAGAAAUACUGUAAGCAGUAAUACGUGUGUGGUGAUCAGCUCUAAAACUGUGUGACUUUGUGAUUACUUGUCAGGUUCAUGCUAUCCAAAUUAUUAGAAUAUUUCUUACUGUAGACUAAUAAUUAUGUUACUUAUCUUGUUUUAAUCUCUUUUGUUUCAAUUCUAUUGUUGUGGCAAUGCCAAGUAUAUUAAUGGAGUGAACAUAUAAAGUAUCCGUAGCACUGUCUAGCACCAUUUACAAAUAUUUUAUAGGCUUUUCCGAAGCUGCAGUGCAAUUUUAGGGAAGUAGCAAACUUGCAUUAUGUGUUUCACACCAAUAUUGACCUUAUUACUACUUGUGAGAUAAAAACCUGUUUGCUACUAUCAUAUAAUAUAUAUAAAAAGAUGGGAGACAAAUGAAAGAGAAAACCAACAUAAAGUGUCUUAGUAAGGUGCUG
Molecule: messenger RNA, 3605 nt
Organism: Monopterus albus (swamp eel)
Lineage: Eukaryota; Metazoa; Chordata; Actinopteri; Synbranchiformes; Synbranchidae
Gene: synpo2b
Product: synaptopodin 2b
Exons: 3
Coding region: 395-2620 (741 amino acids)
Biological process (GO): positive regulation of actin filament bundle assembly
Cellular component (GO): actin cytoskeleton; nucleus; Z disc
Molecular function (GO): actin binding
Source: RefSeq, a predicted model, not a curated record